UAAGAAGUUUCAACACAACUACCGAUUAGGUUUUGGCAAAUUGCACCAUCUCUUGCUAUAAAUAGUUAUCAUCAUUAACUUGUGUUCUCACAAGCAUAGCUAACAUAAGAUAUCGGAGAUGGCUAAAUCUCAAUUUAGCUGCGCAACCUUCUUUGCCCUGCUCAUCUGCUUCCUCCUCCUCGUACCAAAUAAGAUGCCAAUGGCUGAAGCUUCAUUUUGCAAGAGGCUUGCCAAGAACUGGUCCGGGGAUUGUUCCUCUGACAGGUGCUACAAUUAUUGCAAGUAUACAGAGCAUGUUUACUCCGGAGAAUGUAAUUGGACUGGCAAUGGUCAGCAUCGUUAUUAUGCUUGCUACUGUGUCUACAACUGUUGAAAGCCUACUAUUUUCUGCAAUUUGCAACGUACUUUGUAUUCAAAUAAAGGCGAACAAUUCACUAGAAUUGCAUAUGUGCCGCCAAUAGUUGUUGUUCCUAUGUCAGUUGCUAAUAACGUACGGUGCUGUCUGUGUUAUCAUUGAAAAAUCACUGCUCAGUGAUAACUUAAUCAGUCUAUCCAUGUGUGUCUGUUGCGAUCUGUCUUGUAUUCAUUUAAAUAUAAAUGGACUACCUCUGUCCAAGUAUAAGGGUCAUCUUCUGUGAUUUCAA
Messenger RNA from Coffea arabica (coffee), 644 nucleotides. NCBI's taxonomy places the organism in Eukaryota, Viridiplantae, Streptophyta, Magnoliopsida, Gentianales, Rubiaceae. The record is from RefSeq and is a predicted model, not a curated record.